GUUUCGUUAGACAGCAGUCAAUUUUAUUCAAGGAAGUAUGUAUCGUUGUUGCUUAAACUGAUUAAAAGGAAUUUCAAUCACAUAAUAUACAUCACGAAGGUGUGUGUUUCAGAUAUCACAGUAGAAGAAAUCAGGAGAAAUAUCACUUUCAACUCAGAGCAAAAUAACCCAGUUGCAGUCACAAGGGGCGUAUAACUCUAUAUCACAGUUGAAGAAAUCAAGAGAAAUAUCACUUUCAACUCAGUUGCAGUCACAAGGGGCGUAUAACUCUAAUAGGCGAAAUAGCUGCUCACCAAAGUGAUCAUACAUCAGAUGUACUUGCAACAUUGUCACCCCUGGAAAUGAAUGAAACUAUAAUUAAAGAUGCUAGGAGUGGAAAUUAUAAACGUAUUAUACAUCUGAUAGACGAAUGUGCUGAUUUACCGUUACAGUAUAUAGAUGAUGAACAUAACAAUCUAUUAAAUAUAGUUUUAUAUAGUUACCGAUCACACACCUAUCAAGAUGACAGGGACGAGUUGUUACAAUGUGUAAUUAAAUUAGUUGAAGCUGGUGUAGAUGUGAACCAUCUGAAUAAAGAUAAACAAACACCUGUAUCUAUAGCUGCUAGGAAAGGAUUGUCUAAAAUUGUUAUUUAUCUGAUAGAUCAUGGUGUUGAUAUAGAGUAUAUAGAUGAUGAACAUAACAAUCUAUUACACUUAGUUUUAGAUAGUUACCGAUCAUACCACCCUGGAACUAAAGACGAGUUGUUACAGUAUGUAAUUAAAUUAGUUGAAGCUGGUGUAGAUGUGAACCAUCUGAAUAAAGAUAAACAAACACCUGUAUCUAUAGCUGCUAGGAAAGAAUUGUCUAAAAUUGUUAUUUAUCUGAUAUUUCAUGGUGUUGAUAUAGAGUAUAUAGAUGAUGAACAUAACAAUCUAUUACACUUAGUUUUAGAUAGUUACCGAUCAUACCACCCUGGAACUAAAGACGAGUUGUUACAGUAUGUAAUUCAAUUAGUUGAAGCUGGUGUAGAUGUCAACCAUCUGAAUCAAGACCAACAAACACCUAUAUCUGUAGCUGCUAGGAAAGGAUUGUAUAACAUUGUUUUAUAUCUGAUAGAUCAUUGUGUUGAUAUACAGUAUACUGAUAGGGAACAGAAUAAUUUCUUACACUUAGUUUUAUCUAGUGCAGAGAAAUAUGGUGGAAGAGAAAGAGAUGAGUUGUUACAGUGUGUAAUAAAAUUGGUUCAAGCCGGUGUAGAUGUAAACCAUCUGAAUGAAGAGCAACAAACACCUAUAGAUGUAGCUGCUAGGCACGGGUUGUAUAACAUUUUUAUAUAUCUGAUAGAUUAUUGUGUUGGUAUACAGUAUACUGGUAGGGAACAGAAUAAUGCCUUACACUUAGUUUUAUAUAGUGCAAGGACAUAUGAUGAAAUAGAAGAAGAUGGGUUGUUACAGUGUGUAAUUAAAUUGGUUCAAGCCGGUGUAGAUGUUAACCAUAUGAAUAGAUAUGAACUAACACCUAUACAUAUAGCUGUUUUGAGAGGAUUGUAUAACAAUGUUUUAUAUCUGAUAGAUCAUUGUGUUGAUAUACAGUAUACUAAUAGGAAACAGAAUAAUUUCUUACACUUAGUUUUAUCUAGUGCAGAGGAAUAUGGUGGAAGAGAAAGAGAUGAGUUGUUACAGUGUGUAAUAAAAUUAGUUAAAGCUGGGGUAGAUGUAAACCAUCUGAAUGAAGAGCAACAAACACCUAUAGAUGUAGCUGCUAGGCACGGGUUGUAUAACAUUUUUAUAUAUCUGAUAGAUUAUUGUGUUGGUAUACAGUAUACUGAUAGGGUACAGAAUAAUGUCUUACACUUAGUUUUAUAUAGUGCAAGGACAUAUGAUGAAAUAGAAGAAGAUGGGUUGUUACAGUAUGUAAUUAAAUUAGUUAAAGCUGGGGUAGAUGUAAACCAUCUGAAUGAAGAGCAACAAACACCUAUAGAUGUAGCUGCUAUACACGGGUUGUAUAACAUUUUUAUAUAUCUGAUAGAUUAUUGUGUUGGUAUACAGUAUACUGAUAGGGUACAGAAUAAUGUCUUACACUUAGUUUUAUAUAGUGCAAGGACAUAUGAUGAAAUAGAAGAAGAUGGGUUGUUACAGUAUGUAAUUAAAUUAGUUAAAGCCGGUGUAGAUGUAAACCAUCUGAAUAGAUAUGAACAAACACCUUUACAUAUAGCUGUUGGGUGCAGAUUGUAUAACAUUGUUUUAUAUCUGAUAGAUCAUUGUGUUGAUAUACAGUAUACUGAUAGGGAACAGAAUAAUUUCUUACACUUAGUUUUAUAUAGUGCAGGGAGAUAUGGUGGAAGAGAAAAAGAUGAAGUGUUACAGUGUGUAAUAAAAUUAGUUAAAGCUGGGGUAGAUGUAAACCAUCUGAAUCAAGACCAACAAACACCUAUAUCUGUAGCUGCUAGGGAAGGAUUGUAUAACAUUGUUUUAUAUCUGAUAGAUCAUUGUGUUGGUAUACAGUAUACUGAUAGGGAACAGAAUAAUUUCUUACACUUAGUUUUAUAUAGUGCAGGGAGAUAUGGUGAAAUAGAAAGUGAUGAGUUGUUACAGUGUGUAAUUAAAUUGGUUCAAGCCGGUGUAGAUGUUAACCAUCUGAAUAGAUAUGAACAAACACCUAUACAUAUAGCUGUUUGGAGAGGAUUUUAUAACAUUGUUUUAUAUCUGAUAGAUCAUUGUGUUGGUAUACAGUAUACUGAUAGGGAACAGAAUAAUGUCUUACACUUAGUUUUAUAUUGUGCAGGGAGAUAUGGUGGAAGAGAAAAAGAUGAAGUGUUACAGUGUGUAAUUAAAUUAGUUAAAGCUGGUGUAGAUGUCAACCAUCUGAAUGAAGAACAACAAACACCUAUAUCUGUAGCUGCUAGGAAAGGAUUGUAUAACAUUGUUUUAUAUCUGAUAGAUCAUUGUGUUGGUAUACAGUAUACUGAUAGGGAACAGAAUAAUUUCUUACACUUAGUUUUAUCUAGUGCAGAGGAAUAUGGUGGAAGAGAAAGAGAUGAUGGGUUGUUACAGUGUGUAAUUAAAUUGGUUCAAGCCGGUGUAGAUGUUAACCAUAUGAAUGAAGACCAACAAACACCUAUACAUAUAGCUGCUAGGAAAGGAUUGUAUAACAAUGUUUUAUAUCUGAUAGAUCAUUGUGUUGAUAUACAGUAUACUGAUAGGGAACAGAAUAAUUUCUUACACUUAGUUUUAUAUAGUGCAGGGAGAUAUGGUGGAAGAGAAAAAGAUGAAGUGUUACAGUGUGUAAUUAAAUUAGUUAAAGCUGGUGUAGAUGUCAACCAUCUGAAUGAAGAACAACAAACACCUAUAUUUAUAGCUGCAACUAACGGAUGGUAUAAUGUUGUAAUGUAUUUGUUAGGACAUGGGGCACAUGUACAUUAUAUUGAUGAAUAUGACCAGAAUAUUCUGCACCAUGUAUUGAUUAGUAUAUACGAUAUCCGCGUAGACCAGUAUUCAGACGAGGAAGAGGUAGACCCUAUAUUAUAUAAUAUGCACCGUAUUAACGGGGAAGAUGUAGACGAGUAUACAGACGAUUGUAUUAAGGUUGUUAAAACUUUGAUAAACAUGGGAGUAGAUGUAAACAAACCCGAUAAAGAUGGUAACACUCCACUGUUCAUUAUAACCCCCACCCCAUUCCCGGAAAACCCAUUAAAACAUAUAUUGUUCAGAUUACAAUAUAAUUUGAUUACUGCAUUCUACAAUGCUGGCUGUAAUGUGAAUCAUCAAAAUAAAAAAGGACAAACGCCAUUAAUGUACUGUACAAGAGGGCAAGCCGUUAUCCGUAUCUUAAAACUGAUGAUUCAACAUUCUGAUGUAAAUCUGACAGAUAAUAAUGGUGAUACAGCGUGUAGUUAUUGUGUUCAAUAUCACGUGUUAAAUUCUACUAAUAUAUUUAAACUUUAUUCUCGCGAUGUACUGAUAUCACCUAACAAUGGAGUGAAAUUAUUUCACCAGAUUCUUACUUGUAAGAGGUUGGGGCUGUUCAAUUAUUAUAUGAGAUUACAGAUGAUUGUUAAUGGUGUUACAACAGAAGGAGAAAAUAUGCUACAUCUGUUAGCUAGAGUAAACUAUGAUUAUUCUUUAGACAAGUUUAACUGGUUGUUUAAUAAAAAGCUAGACAUAAACCAUCCAUGUUCUAAAACCAAUACACCUAUUAUGAUAGCCGCCCUGUUAUUGAAUAGUAAAUAUUUAGAACUAUUCACACGUCAUCCUAGACUAGACAUCAAUGCACAGAAUAAACAGGGUUGCACAGCACUUCAUCUGUGUAUCAUUGGAUUUACUAUGGUUAAAGAUGACUUGAAUAACAGACAGAAAAAUGACGUAGUUGAGGAUUACUGUAGACAGAUAUAUCCAAUAUACAUGGAGUGUGUUGAUAUUUUACUGGCUGUUUGUAUAAACGUAAAUACUCAAGAUGGAAGAGGUAGAACUGCUUUAAUGAUGGCGACAAUGAAAAACGAUAGAUUUCUUAUACGGAAAUUACUUAAUGCUGGUGCACUGGUUAAUUACAGUGGAAAAUCUGCUUUACAUCAUCUUGAUAUUUAUGAGAGUGUGUUUGAUCUAAGUUUUAAAUUACUUGUAUCUGCGGGAGAUAAUAUGCUUCUCAAUUUACCAUGUAUUAAUGGUACCACACUGAUCCAAGCGACCUUGUGUUUUCCACGUUGUUGGGAUCCACUUACGGCUGUUAGUUUUAUUAAAUAUUUAGUCGGUGAAAACUGCUGUCUCCAGUCUCUUGUUACAUCUUCAGUUGAAAGUAGUUAUAACCAGAUUGAUAUGAGAGAACUUAGCAGUCAAGAGAGAGGUAAACUGAGAAAACUUUUAUAUCUUAGUGGAGCUCCUGAAAACCAAAUAGUAGCAACUUUAAAUUUUGAGAAGGAAGAUACAAAUAUAGAGAGAGAUGACAUGAGAAGACUAUUAUGUCUUAGAGGGUCAUCAGAAGAAGAAAUAGUACAACAAUUAAAUUUCCAGGAAGAAGACAAAGAUGAUCGAGAUGCUACAUUCCACUCACGACACCGAGUGAUAUUCACUAAGUACUGUUGUAAUAUAUCUCUCAAGUCUCAGUGUAGGAGAAUCAUCAGACAGAAGCUAGGAUUGGGUAUAAAGGAGAAGGUUAUGGAUCUAGAACUGCCUAGAGAAUUAAACGACUUUCUCCUGUUAAAAGAUGUUCUUCAUCCUAAAGAUUACAACAUAGAUAAUAUUGAUGAUGGUUGUAAUGAUUUUGAUGAUGAUGAUGGUUAUGGUGGGUAUGAUAGAGCUAAAGAUAGAGAUGAUGAUUAUAGUCGAUAUAACUACCAGUAUUUUACCCUACCUACUGAUCAUGUGCUUAGACAAAUGUGUAUUCAAGCCCGGAAAUAUCCCAAUGGCAGAUACUGGUAUGAAAUUUAACGUGAAGAUGUCGAGGUCAUAAUUAUGUGUUUUUGUAUAUUUUAUAAAUAUUUGCUUUCUGUUGACGUUAUAGUUGUUACUGGAAGGUGAUGAUUAUAGUCAGAUUAAUUAACUGUAUUUAUAACUUAUAUCUACUAGUAAAAUCCAUAAUCCAUAAAAUAAAUUGCACUGUGAUUAUCAUUCAGUAAGGUAUUCUGGGUGUAUGUAGUUUAGCUUUAGUUUAGCUAAUUUUAAUAUUCUUCAGAGUUUAUGAAUGGAUAUAAAGGAGAAUUCAAUGAUUUCCUUCUAUAAAGAAUAUAACAUGUACUAUAUUAAUUGAUGAUGAUGAUAAUGAUGAUGAUGAUGAUGAUGAUGAUGAUAAAUAUUAUUUAUAGCCCGUAUUUAUGGUGCAUUAGCUUAAAAUCGAUGCUUUAGGCUAGCGUAUUGGCAGCUCAAUUAGAUCGAUAUAUAGAUCAUCAUCAUCAUUAUUAUUUAUAGCACUUAUGUAUUGUCCCUGUAUAUAAAAUAUAUUCUGUCAUGUUUAUAAAUAUAUAUUGCUCUUGUAAUUUUGUAUAUAAAAUAUAUUCUGAAAACGUU
Patella vulgata (common limpet) is the source of this 5981-nucleotide messenger RNA. Its product is annotated as serine/threonine-protein phosphatase 6 regulatory ankyrin repeat subunit A. The transcript has 4 exons. The record is from RefSeq and is a predicted model, not a curated record. Bases 342 to 5405 code for a protein of 1687 amino acids. Gene Ontology annotation, molecular function: protein binding. NCBI's taxonomy places the organism in Eukaryota, Metazoa, Mollusca, Gastropoda, Patellidae.